AUGAGCUCCAUGGCUUCAUCCAGCGCGAGCCGUAGCCGCGCAAGCGCACACUCGCGUAGCUUUUCAUCUUCGGUGUUGACCCACGAAACUUUGCUGUUGAGCAGCGAGGUGAAGGUCGAUGAAAAUGGUUGGGUUCACUCCCCACGACGGGUGGGAGGGCCUACUCUGUGUUCACUCCCGGUCCUAGUUGACCGCGUCAGCGACCAGUACAAUGAACGGACAGGAUUCUACAGCAAUGAGCUUCACAUUCUCACUGAGGCUAAGGCAAUCCUCCGAACUCACGGCAUCACUUCCGAGCAAGUCCUGGCUCUAGGACGACGGUCGUUUACCGACCGGGAACCUGAACCCAUUCCGACCGUGCUCGUUAUGAUGGAUCAUCAGUCAGUUAAUAAUAACUGGCUUAUUGCCGCGAAAGAGAUACAUCGAAAGCUUGUUGGUGAAUUUCGAGGGAUCUCCGUCGAGAUUAUUGAUGAGCGGCUCAAUACGCGGAUGCACUGCUACCCCGUCGAGCGAAGCCAUUCCGUAUUCGAGAAGUGGGAAAGAAUCGCAAAUGCGAUUAUGUACGACGACCUAAUGAACAGGGCAGAGUGGAAUGGAAUCUCAAUAUGGCGGUACGGAUCGAACUCCGACUCGAGUGAGAACCGAGUCACGCUUAUUGUCAACGUCCAAGAGUCUGCCGUGGGUCCUUUUGAAACUUCCAGACAGCGAAUUCAUGAUGUCCUUGCGGCGGAAAGGGAGGAGAACAAUGUGGACAUCCUGUUCCUGGAAGCUUCAUUCGAGCUUUAUGCCCAAACCCCUGGAGUACCAGCGGAUGCUUGCACAAAGGCUCUGAAACCCGGAGUCAGUAUCGGCAUUGUCAACAGUUCUGCCGGGUCCUCGACUCUAGGUGGAAUUGUUAAACUCAGAUUUUCUAAUCGUACCCCCUGGACACCAUAUGCCCUCACAUGCUUCCACUGUGUGUUCGCCCCGGAAGGCCACCGCGCCAAUCUAUUGAAAAUACCUGAUACGGAAAGAGAAUGUAUUGCUGAGAAAGAUGUCAUAUUAACUAUAGCUUUCCAGAAAGUGCUUCAGAAUCCUGUUCAGCCUGGGGAUGAUCCAGCGCAAAAUUUUCUGAGAGUUGAGCAACCUUCAACCGUUGACCUCAACCAGUCUAUCAAAAGUACAGAUGGUGAAAUAAGCGAAAUCAAAUCCGAGAAGUUCAUGGACUGGAAGGUCCAGGCGGAUAAGAUUGCACUCGAUCCAUCCGAUGGUUUUUUGGAUGAACGCGAGAAAGGAAGGUACAAUAAAUCGCAGGUGCAAAUUGCGAAACUUGAAAACAGGAAGGCGAAAUUUCGACGUUACCGGGAUAAAAACGACCUAGGAAGACUAUUCGCGGGUAGUGGCUUUGGCCGAAUCAAAGAUUCACCCAACCGACGAGGGAUUUCAUCCGACCAAAAGAAAAGCUAUAUGGACUGGGCGCUGAUCAAAGUCAACGAGUGGAGAUUUGAUCGAGAGGACGGUAAACUGCAGGGAAACAAGCCCUUCGGAUACUUGGGGACCAAAACAGAUGAUUUCAUGCAGACGGGAAAAUUCGAUGCGGUUUACAACGAAAAAGUAAACGUUCGCAAGUCCGGCCGAUCGACUUGGAUUACCGCGGGCAAAUGCAACGAGCUUUUGACGUACACAUUCAAGCAUGAGCAAUCCCCCGGAGUUCUUGGCGGGCCUCGAGAGACCGUGACACAUGAAUGGACGAUUAAAUCGACGAAUAAUCAACCAUUCGCAGAGCAUGGGGACUCCGGUGCUUUUGUGUAUGGUGCGCAAGGGCAGGUUGUAGGGAUCUUGUUCGGGGGAAUCCCAACUUUGGACGUGGCCUUUAUGUCCGACAUUCGAGACGUUUUCAAAGACAUCAAAGAAGUCACUGGAGCCGAAGACGUUCGAAUCGCUGAUUGGACUGGGCGAUAG
Molecule: messenger RNA, 1941 nt
Organism: Penicillium cinerascens
Lineage: Eukaryota; Fungi; Ascomycota; Eurotiomycetes; Eurotiales; Aspergillaceae
Exons: 3
Coding region: 1-1941 (646 amino acids)
Source: RefSeq, a predicted model, not a curated record